AUGGAAGAGGUGCAGGGAUGUCCACAGAAAGGCUCCACGUUGCAGUUAACUGUGCUUGAGCAGGGUGAUGCUAAAGGUAUGGGGCUUUAUUUUUCCAAUCAAAUAAAGUCUCCUGUAGUUGUUCUGUCCCAUGAUGGGGAAGAAGAGGAAGAAAACAGGGGCUGGACAAGCUGUCCCAAUCGUGUUAUCCUGCCUGUGUCUGUGGAGGAGUAUCAAGUGGGACAGCUGUAUUCUGUGGCAGAAGCCAGUAAAAAUGAAACUGGUGGAGGUGAAGGAGUGGAGGUCCUGGUGAAUGAACCUUAUGAAAGAGAUGGAGAGCGUGGGCAGUACACACACAAGAUCUACCACUUACAGAGCAAAGUGCCAACAUUUGUGAGAAUGCUGGCCCCGGAAGGAGCUCUGAAUAUACAUGAAAAAGCAUGGAAUGCCUAUCCCUACUGCAGAACUGUUAUUACAAAUGAGUAUAUGAAGGAUGAUUUCUUGAUCAAAAUUGAAACCUGGCAUAAAUCAGAUCUUGGAACGCAAGAGAAUGUUCAUAAACUGGAGCCAGAUGUGUGGAAGAACGUAGAAGCUAUUUAUAUAGACAUUGCUGAUCGGAGUCAAGUGCUUCCCAAGGAUUACAAGGCAGAAGAAGAUCCAGCAAAAUUUAAAUCUGUCAAGACUGGGCGUGGACCUCUGGGUCCCAACUGGAAGAAGGAGCUGGGAAAGCAGACAGAUUGUCCAUACAUGUGUGCUUACAAACUGGUAACAGUCAAGUUCAAGUGGUGGGGUCUGCAAAACAAAGUUGAGAACUUUAUCCAGAAGCAAGAAAAGCGUCUCUUCACAAACUUCCAUCGGCAACUCUUUUGCUGGCUUGAUAAGUGGGUUGAUCUGACUAUGGAGGACAUUCGUAGGAUGGAGGAGGAGACCAAGAGACAGCUGGAUGAGAUGAGAGAAAAAGAUCCAGUGAAAGGAAUGACGGCUGCAGAUGACUAACAUGACUUCUUCCUUGUGCACUUUUGCAAGACAGUCAUCAGGAAGGCCUGGGGAAUCCAUACUCUUGACUGAUGGACCAUCUCUGGAUCAAGCCUUUCUAUAUCCAAUCAGCAGGCGAUUUUAAAUCUCCCAUAGCUAAUUCUAGAUGCCCUUUAAUAUUGUGAGCAAAUAGACCGUCUGGUACUAAGCACUCCAAUGUUAGCACGUAUAUGAAGGAGGUAGCUCCUUGGAGACGUGUGACUUAGAGAUCGCUGCAUUUACGACUCCUCCCUCCUUUUUUUUUUUUCAUUGUAUUCAGACCAAUUUCCAUGUGGCCCUGUUUGAUUUCCAAGUGACAUUUUUAGCUAAAAUAGUCUUGUGAUGUGGUGACUUAGAUUUUUUUUUUUUUUUAACUGGGAUAAACUGCCACCUUUGUUUGUGCCCAGCCGUUCACCAUUCUUUGAAAGUCUAUUUGGAGAGGGAACCUCUCAGUAUUUUAGAGUGCAAAACUAUUCCACAAAAUUAUAUGCCCUGACCUUGCUCCCAAGGUAACAAAUUUAAUGGCGUGUAAUCUGAAUACAUAAUCAGGGAAGCCAGAGAUAGUUCUUGGUCUGCAAUGAAUAUAAGCUGAUACGUGGCUUCUGCACAGCAUUACUUUAUUCUCUCUUAGCACACGUGAGUUAAAGACUGAGCAGAAGCUGUGUUCGGCAUCCCCAUGCUAGGUCCUUCAGCACAUAACUGUUGAGUUUCAGUUUAGCGAUACACGGUCCCUUUGGCCCAUGUAGCCAUGUUGUCCUUUAGCUUCAUGUGUCAGUCUUAUAAGAUCAUUGUAAAAACUUGCUUGAGAAAUGUUGCAACUUCCUGGUUCUUUCUUUAGUAAGACUUAGCAUAACUUACAAAACUAAAAUUAUUUUGACUAAUAAUAAUGUGAUUCUCCCUGGACAAAUUAGAAUGUAGCAAAGCUAGUGUAUAAGUAAAGUCUCGGUAUCUGAUCACGUUCAGGUGCCUGGUUUGGUGGUUCUGCUCAGCAAUAAUACUCUUCCCAUUGCAAGACUGACUUGAAACAUGUCAUUCCCUUCUAUGAAACAGUAACUUACAAAGACCUGCAGUUGUUUUGUAGGAUACCUUGCCAGUUUUUAAAAGUUGCAAAGGAUACUGUUGAACAAUGAAAACAGCUCUGGGUAUUUAAUGAACUCUAAUACUAUCUGUUAACUAUCCUUAUGUUGAUACCAGCUUUAGACAAUCAAAUAAGCAGAACAGAAUCAAAAAAAUAGUGCUUUAUUAAAUACAUAUGAGAAAACCCUAAUUUCUUUGCUUAUGCAUCAGGCCCAAUGUUUGACUUCCCCCCCACCCCCAAGAGUCAUCACUUUAUUUUCCACUUCUGUAUUUGGUGGCGCUAACGGAAAAUACUGAAUGCUAAACACAGACGUGGGUGUAUCUGUACCUUCAAGGAGUCUUUUUGGCGUUCGUUAAUACAUCUGACUCCUUCAGCCCUUCGCA
This is a messenger RNA of Struthio camelus australis, 2454 nucleotides long. The record is from RefSeq and is a predicted model, not a curated record. NCBI's taxonomy places the organism in Eukaryota, Metazoa, Chordata, Aves, Struthioniformes, Struthionidae.